UUCUGAAUAUAANGAGUCUCUCACACGGAAGAAGACUCGAGAAGCUUCAGACAGAAUCUAAACAUGUAAAGCGAGAUUGGCGAAAUGACGACCUUAAUCUUUCUGCUUCUAUCUGGGAUACCAGCGGCUUUAACAGUGACCCACUCUCUGAAGUAUUUCUACACAGCAUCUUCAGGAGUACCAAGCUUCCCAUCAUACGUGUCUGUUGGAUUUGUGAAUGAUGUUCAGAUAAGUUACUGUGACAGCAACAUCAACAAAAACAUUCCUAAACAGGAUUGGAUGAAUAAUGUGAGUUCAGAACAUCCAAAUUACUGGGAGGAGGAAACUCUGACAUGUCGGGAAAAACAGAAAAUCUUCAAAAAAAACAUUAACAUUGCAAAGCAACGCUUCAACCACACUGGAGGAGUUCACGUCUUCCAGCAGAUGUAUGGCUGUGAGUGGGAUGAUGAGACUGGAGAGGUCAGAGGUUAUGAUCAGAUAGGUUAUGAUGGAGAGGAUUUGAUCAUACUGGACCCAUGGACACAUCAAUGGAUCGCUCCAAAACCACAAGCUGACAUCACCAUACAAAAGUGGGAUCAUGAUAGAAAUGCUUUAGAACUUGAGAAGUCCUACUUAACUCAGACAUGUGCUGAGUGGCUGCAGAAAUAUGUGAACUAUGGGAGGAGCUCCAUGAUGAGAACAGAUCUUCCUUCAGUUUCUUUCCUCCAGAAGUCGCCCUCCUCUGUGGUCAGUUGCCUCGCUACAGGUUUCUACCCCAACAGAGCUGAAAUGUUCUGGAGGAAAGAUGGAAAGGAGAUUCAUGAUGGUGUGGAUAAAGGAGAGAUCCUCCCCAACAAUGAUGGGACCUUCCAGAUGAGCGUUUAUAUCAAUCUGUCAUCUGUUCCACCUGAAGACUGGCCCAAGUACGAAUGUGUGUUUCAGCUCUCUGGAGUCAAUGCAGACGUCAUCCAUAGACCUGAAAAAAGAAGAAUAUUGACCAAUAAAUCAGCAAACACCGGCUACGUGGAGAUUGCUGUUGGAGCUUUGGUUGCCCUUGGUGUCAUCAGUGUGAUUUUUAUUGGUUGGGUUGUAUUCUUUCUUCGCAAGAAGUGUAAAGAUGCUCAAGAUGCCAAAUCUCCAACGUCAUCUUUAUAUAGUGACAAAUCAGGCAAUAGCCAAGGAAGUGCCACAUCACAUGAACCAAUGUUAACAAGCAAAAAGAAAACUACCAAACGAAGACUUUGAACACCAAUAUCUAAAGGCACCAAAGUCAGCCUUUUCCCUCGAUUUCGUUAAAGCAGCAGAUCUACAUAUUCAAUUAGUUGUUUUAUGUUGUUUCAAAUAUUAUUUCUGUAUGAGGUUUUGAGAAUAGGUUAAUCUCUUUUGCUUUUUGAUUUAUAGUAAAAUCCAAUCAAGAUCUAAGAAUAAAAAAAUAUUUUUGCCAUAGUAAUGUCAGGAUGGACUUGAUGCUGUUUUCCUGUUGACUCAGCAGACAUUUCAAACUAAAACUUUAAGGUUUAAAAACAUAAUAAAACAUACAGUCUGCAACAUGAGUUUGUGGGAAAUGGUUGUUAAUUCACUAAGUUUUUCUAUUUGUUUUCAUUUUCCAACAGUUGAUCUUUUGACUUAAUGGCUUUUUUGGGGUGUUAAUUUUUUUUUAUAUAAUAUGUAUUUCAUAUUAAAAUAAAUGAAUACAUAUAAUAAAUGAAUAUACCUAUAAAUAAAUGAAUAUACCUAUAUAUAGGAAUAAAAUCUUGAAUUAGACUUGGAGCUUCUUUUGCUUCUUUUUGUUUAUUUGUUCAGUUUCAUACUGUGACCUAUUUGAGUUCUGAAAAUACUGAAUAAUUGCUGAUUGUUUUUGAAAUCAAUAAAAUUAUUUAAAAAUUAAUCAUAAAUGUUAGAUUUAUGAUUCAUCUUAGCAGAGCAAAUAUCUCUGCAAGAUCUGUUGAAAAUAUUCUGUUGCCACUUUAGAAAAUAGAGAUAUGUACAGUGGGUAUGGAAAGUAUUCAGAUGCUCUUUCUCGAUUCUGUGGGUGGUGGUGCAUGGCCGUUCUUAGUUGGUGGAGCGAUUUGUCUGGUUAAUUCCGAUAACGAACGAGACUCCGGCAUGCUAACUAGUUACGCGGCCCCCGUGCGGUCGGCGUCCAACUUCUUAGAGGGACAAGUGGCGUUCAGCCACGCGAGAUUGAGC
This is a messenger RNA of Poecilia latipinna (sailfin molly), 2169 nucleotides long. Its product is annotated as major histocompatibility complex class I-related gene protein. NCBI's taxonomy places the organism in Eukaryota, Metazoa, Chordata, Actinopteri, Cyprinodontiformes, Poeciliidae. Gene Ontology annotation, biological process: immune response. The transcript is spliced from 7 exons. Gene Ontology annotation, cellular component: external side of plasma membrane. The record is from RefSeq and is a predicted model, not a curated record. The coding region runs from base 85 to 1224 and encodes 379 amino acids.